CCCAAGUCUCCAGCAGGGGAGAUCAGGAGAGGGGAUAGCAGCCUGGCUCUCUCUGUCUCACACACAUUCCCAGUCCCCCUGCCCAGACACAGCUUGGCUAGUGACUCUGAUGACAGUGGCUGGAGACUGAGCUUUAGGAUGAGAUGUGAAGCCGCUGCAUCUGGAUAAUGGAAAGAGGGGGAGAGAGAAGCUGAGCAUCCCCAGGACUCAGAUCUGCUGUAGGACUCAAGGAAAAGAAGGUCACAAAGCCGGAUCCCUGUGCAACAAGCUGUUCAGCACCACGGACAGUUGCCUUCUACUCAAGCAUACAAAAACAUCCCUGCUCGGCAUCCCUGCUCUUACGUGGGAAGCACUCACAGAAUGAGAGAUCAACCAGGAACCCCCUUGCUUUAUCAAAAGUUGUCAACGCACAUAUGACAAGACAAGCCGAGGACGCACACUGAGAAUUCAGCGGGGCACAGGACAUGAGAGGCUCUGAACUGCAUAUAUUGUCACAUAUCCUAGGAUAAUCCAGUAAUCUUACAUAAAGCUCGUCACGAGACUCCACAUCACUACUCUGCUCAUUACACGGUUGUACAAAUUUGUGUUUGCUGUCACAGACUGGUGCAUUAAAUACAUGCCAAUGCACUGAAGAGCAAAUCUGUUUAUAAUAGCCCUGUAGAGUAUGGUACCUCCCAAUAGAACUCAAGACACCCCAGUAAACUACAGUUUAUUCCAGUACCAUUCAAAGCAUCCCACUAUAGUACAGCUCACUUCAGUACCACUCUGAGCUUCCCAUUAUUGUACUUCUUAUAUCAAUACCACUUAGAACAUUACUGUAGACUCACCCCAGUACCAGGUAGAUUAUCGAAGAAUAGUACAAUUCAGAGCAUCCUGGUACAAUAUAGCUCAUACCAGCUCCACUCAAAGUAUUCAAGUAUAGCACAGUUUAUCUGAGUACAACUCCCAGCAUCUUAGUAUUAGCAGAAAUUAUCACUAUACUACCUUACUCAGCCUUGGACAUUGAAGUGCCUUAUUGAUGGCUCUCUGUUAAACCAGGUCACCUCCCAAUUCUGAGCGUGCAAGUUUAUUACAGUGUAAUCUACAGCAAUUAAUUACAUUUUACAGUGUUCCAUUAUAUCCCAGUAAUCUCUUAUUGAGUUCCAGUAUGCCUAAGCACAUCCCAGUAAUAUUGCUGAAUAUCUUUUCCAUUUCCAGUGUUAAACAUGAAAUCCCUGUUUAAUCUUGGAAUAGCAUAAAAGAACUGAGUUCACAAUUGUAUCAUCUGUGCAAUAGAGUAGAACAGGGUUCUAAUUCAUAUCAAUUUAUCUCAUUACAAAGCUGUUUUAUCAAAGAUUGGUAAAAAACAUUAACAGCUCAGAUUGAUAUACUGUAUACAUACAUUUGUUUCAAAAAUUUGUCUCUGUUCAAAGUAAAGCUCAGAAUAUCCUCAACUCUGUGUAUAGAGUUAUGGCCUAGUGCCGCCACUCCCUCCUGUUCAGGUCAGUCCAUUUACGAUAUAGUCCAGUACAGUGGUCAGGCAAGGUUGUAUAAGGUAUAGUUGGCUGCAGUCAAAGAAUGUGUGGGAAGAAUGGCUAAAGGUAAGGGGGUGUCAAGCAUGAGCCCCCCUAUCACUGAAGCAGCUGGUACACCAUUUACCCAUGCGUGAUGUGAGGAUCUGGGGAUCCCGUGGACUUGGGAUGGCUGCCAGAGGGCUUGUAUGGACCGUGGUGCUGGUUCUCUGCAGCCCAAAGCUCCUAGGAAUGGUUUUCAUGGAUAACAGAUUGUCAAUAGAGAUGUCUGGCCGGGUGAAGCGUGGCUGGGUGUGGAACCAAUUCUUCGUGGUGGAAGAAUAUACAGGGACAGAGCCUCUGUAUGUCGGAAAGAUUCACUCUGAUUCGGAUGAAGGGGAUGGCUCCAUUAAAUACACUAUUUCAGGUGAGGGAGCUGGCUCCAUCUUUAUCAUUGAUGAGCUGAGUGGAGACAUACAUGCAACAGAGCGUUUGGACCGGGAGCACAAGACUUUCUAUACCCUACGUGCCCAGGCUAGGGACCGGCACACUGACCGACUACUUGAACCCGAAUCUGAAUUCGUCAUUAAGGUGCAGGAUAUCAAUGACAGUGAGCCUCGCUUUCUACAGGCACCGUACAUUGGCAGUGUUGCGGAGUUGUCACCUGUAGGGACUUCUGUGAUGGUGGUGUCUGCUUGGGAUGCUGAUGACCCAGCUUAUGGGAGCAGUGCCCGGGUGGUAUACAGUGUUCUGGAUGGAGAGACGCACUUCACAGUGGAUAGUAAAACAGGUGUCAUACGUACGGCGGUGUCAGACCUCGACCGUGAGUCUCAGGAUCGCUAUGACCUUGUAAUCCAGGCUAAGGAUAUGGCUGGACAGUUAGGUGGACUGUCAGGGUCAACAACUGUCACAAUUGUGAUUACCGAUGUUAAUGAUAACCCUCCUCGAUUCCCUCAAAAACUGUACCAGUUUAGCAUGGCUGAAUCCGCUCCAGUAGGCUCAGUGAUUGGCCGAGUUAAAGCAGAAGAUGCCGACGUUGGUGAAAACACGGAUAUGUUCUAUCAGAUACAGCAGCAAGAGAUGGGAGCCAUAUUUAAAGUGACCACAGAUUCAGUUACCCAGGAGGCUGUGCUGAGUAUUAUAAAGCCCCUGGAUUUUGAGACUCAGAAGGAGCACUCGUUGGUGUUAGAGGCGCAGAAUCGAUUUGUGGAUCCGCGCUUCACAGACUUGGGGACAUUUCGAGAUCAGGCGAUUGUUAAAGUUUCCGUGCUGGACGUAGAUGAGCCACCUAAAUUUCAACCACUGGAUGGAAUUAUUGAGGUGCCAGAAGAUGCCCACAUUGGGUCUGUAAUUGGAGCGAUCACCGCCAUUGACCCAGACAAAGCUAACAACCCCAUAAGCUAUACACUGAACCGGACCUCUGAUGAUGGGAUUUUUGAAAUUGAUGUUGAGUCUGGUGAAAUCAGGAUCACUAAAGCUUUAGAUCGAGAAACCUCAGGGUGGCACAAUCUGACUGUUCAGGCACAUGAAACAGGAGACCCUCUUAAAGUAUCAUUUCUGUCUCUGCGGAUUCGGAUCCUAGAUGUGAAUGAUAACCCCCCUGAGUUAGCUACUCCACAUGAAUCAUCUGUGUGCGAGGAUGCUCUACCAGGCCAGCUCAUUCAGACUAUUAGUGUGGUGGAUCGUGAUGAGCCGAUGGGGGGACAUCGUUUCUACUUCAGACUUGCGCCUGAGUCUACUGCAGAGCAUCACUUCACUCUGGUCAAUGUUAAAGAUAACACAGCCUCUGUGCACACCCAUGAAAUGCCAUUUAACAGAAGAGCGCAGGAUAUGUUCAUCCUUCCUAUCUUGGUGGUUGACAGUGGGACACCCGCUCUAAGCAGUACAGGAACUCUCACCAUCCGAGUGUGCGGCUGUGACAGCUCUGGAACUGUGCAGUCGUGUAAUACCACCGCUUAUGUGAUGGCUGGAAGUCUCAGCCCUGGGGCACUCAUUGCUCUGCUUGUGUGUGUCCUGAUUCUUGUGGUACUGAUCCUACUUAUCUUGGCUUUGAAGAGGCAUCAUCAGGGCCACCUGACUUCAGAAGAAGAUGAAGACAUGAGGGACAAUGUCAUCAAGUACAAUGAUGAGGGAGGUGGUGAGCAGGACACUGAGGCAUAUGACAUGUCCGCCCUACGCAGUUUAUACAACUUUAGCGAUGGCAGUGAGGCUGGGGGAGAUAGUUCUUUGGCCUCACAGCGUCACCCACUGCCCCAGUGGUUCCCAGGUGCUGAGCUGGACUUCUCACUCUUCAAGGACUACAUCAGCCGGAAGGUGAGACUGGCGGAUCAGGAUUCAACUGUGCCUCCAUAUGACUCAUUCCAGACUUAUGCCUUUGAAGGCUCGGGCUCUAGUGCUGCUUCUCUAAGUUCAAUUAGCAGUUGGUCUACGAGCUCAGAGCAAGACUUCUCUCAGCUGGGUUCUUGGGGGCCCAGGUUCCGCCAGUUGGCUGCUCUGUACGCUGGACAUCGGGGGCAGGAAGAAAGCCCAGGAUCCUAGCCCCAACAUAUCUCCAGUUAUCAGGGUAACAAGAUAUGCUUUCAUUACAGGGGAUAACUGCUUCAUAUUUAUUACAUAUCAAUGUACAAAUACAAGGAGACCUAACAGAAACCUCUCAGCCAUCCCUUCCAUUAAAGGGCCCUACUACACUACGUAGCUACUUCAUCAUCCACACAUCAUUACCCAAAAUUUCUUGUCAUUAUAUACACAUAAUAAAUAUCCACCUCAUUACACAGCAACUACCAAAGCAUUUGUCAUUACUGAAUACCACACACACGUUAUUAUAGGCCAAUAUAUCAUUAGCUAAACUGCUACUGUCAUUGUCUUCAUAGAGAGUGCUGAUAUGAUAUUGUGCUCUAUCAUUAAUUAUGCCACAGUAACCAGUAACCAUCCUUGCACCCAGGUCAAUAGAUGGUCAUUGCUCUCAUAACAGUACCUAAAACAACACCCAGUUCUUUUUAUCACCCUAGCCAGAAUGUUGCUCUAUUCUGUGGCAGUUAUCAUAUUCCAGCCACAGCGGAAUCUAGCAGGGUAACCUCAGGGGAAUGGCUCUCAAUCCAGAGGAGGACAUAGUAGUAAGAGUGGAUUUGUAAAUAGUCUUUCCUGGAACCACUUCUCGGGCCUGUGGAUUUUUCCCCAGAGACUUAACACAGAGACUAAGCGUCCCAUAAUGCAGUGCAGCCAAACCCAGAGGCAAUGUAAUUUAUCAUAUUUGUUCAGAAGACAGAAUAAAAUUUUUUUCUUUUAA
Xenopus laevis (African clawed frog) is the source of this 4776-nucleotide messenger RNA. RefSeq names its product cadherin 22 L homeolog (gene cdh22.L). Gene Ontology annotation, molecular function: cadherin binding; beta-catenin binding; calcium ion binding. The transcript is spliced from 12 exons. The coding region runs from base 1641 to 4028 and encodes 795 amino acids. Gene Ontology annotation, biological process: cell morphogenesis; cell adhesion; homophilic cell-cell adhesion. The record is from RefSeq and is a predicted model, not a curated record. Gene Ontology annotation, cellular component: adherens junction; membrane; catenin complex. Lineage: Eukaryota; Metazoa; Chordata; Amphibia; Anura; Pipidae.